CGUUUUAGCGCUAUAAUUAGAAGACAUAUGACAAAAAAGAUGGCAGCGAUUGCCGACCGCUGUCCCUCGGAUAUAUUGCAAAAAUGGCGCAUUAUCUGAUAUUUUCACAAGAUUUUAUAAUUAUAAGUGAAAAUUUGUGCAGUGCUAAAUUGUGAUGGUGUGUUGUUUUACAUGAAUGACAGUGUUAACCGUGUGUAAACAGGACUGCGACUCUCAUCUGGAUAUUGGAUUACACAUAAAAUCAAGUCACAAUGGUGGUGGGCGAGAACAAGAGGUCCAACAUCAUGGACGGCAUCGAGAACACGGGCGACGUCCGUCUGCACGACCACCGGCUGCGGCUCAAACAGAGAUUCGACAUAGUCAGAAAGCUCGGACAGGGCACGUACGGCAAGGUCCAGCUGGGCAUCAACAAGAAAACCGGGCAGGAGGUCGCCAUCAAGACCAUCAAGAAGUGCAAGAUCGAGUCGGAGGCGGACCUGGUGCGCAUCCGGCGGGAGGUGCAGAUCAUGUCCUCCGUGCGGCAUCCCAACAUUGUACAUAUUUAUGAAGUAUUUGAAAAUAGUGAAAAGAUGAUCCUCGUGAUGGAGUACUGCUCGGGCGGCGAGCUGUACGACUACCUCAGCCAAAAGAAAGUAUUACAAGAAGACGAAGCGAGAAGGUUAUUCCGCCAGAUCGCGACGGCCGUUUAUUAUUGCCAUAUACAUAAGAUAUGCCAUAGAGACUUGAAGCUGGAGAAUGUGUUGCUGGACGACACUGGCAGCGCUAAGAUAGCCGACUUCGGCCUGUCCAAUGUGUUCAAAGAGACGUCGCUGCUGUCGACGUUCUGCGGCUCGCCGCUGUACGCGUCGCCGGAGAUUGUUAAAGGAACUCCAUACAUCGGUCCUGAGGUGGACUGCUGGUCUCUGGGCGUGCUCCUCUAUACCCUGGUGUACGGCGCCAUGCCGUUCGACGGCUCCAACUUCAAGCGCCUCGUGCGCCAGAUCAGCAACGGCGACUACUACGAGCCCAAGAGCCCUUCCACCGCGUCGCCGCUGAUCCGGGACAUGCUGACCGUGGACCCUCUCAAGCGCGCGGACAUCGUGUAUAUUUGUGAUCACUCAUGGGUGAACACGGGCUGCGAGACGGGCUGCCUGGAGAUGGCGGAGAUGCUGGCGGCCGAGACGCCGGUGCGCCUCGACCUGCUGCUGUCGCUGGCGCCGCCGCCCACCAACUCCGUCGUGGUGCCCAACGAGGCCGAGCUGACAGCAUCAGAGAGCGGCGCAGAACUCACAACGUCAGCCUCGAUGGCCAUGGUGGAGCCGAGCAGCUCCGCCGAGAAGAGAAUCCUGGACCUCAUGGCUGAGGGCGGUGAAGACGCCAUCAAGCCGUCGCCGACGCGCACCAUCGUGGCCGACAACAAGCGCAAGCUGGAGCUGGCCGCGUCGGCCGCCGCGCUCGGCAGGAAGAAGGAGCGCGUGCACAGCGCGGCGAGCCUGGCGGGCGGCGCGCCGGGGCCGGCGGCGGAGCCCGGGGCGCCAGAGCCGGUCCAACCCACCCUGAAGUCUUCGGCCACCAUGACGCUGUCCCCCGCGCCCGCUGCCCCCGCUGCCCCCGCUGCCCCCGCUGCCCCCGCCGCCCCCGCGCAGCUGGCGCGGGACGCCACGCGGGAGGUGGUCCCGCGGGAGCCGCGCGCCGCCCGCAGCUGCUGCGCGCCGGAGGACGUGUCGGCGGCGGCCGCGCAGCUCACGGGGCUGGCCAUCGCGCAGCCGCAGCCGCUGCCGACGCCGCCGCAGCAGCCGCCCCAGCAGCCGAAACCUAAGAAGUUCUCUAUACCGGGCGGCAAUGUCGGCAGCUUCAAGGAGCAGUUCGAGAGGCGCGCGUCGCUCACGGCGGCGCCCGAGCCCAAGCGGAGCGGACCCAAACCUGCGUCGAAGAUCGCCAAGCCGAAGGCGCAGAGCGAGGACCGCGAGCUGCAGAAGAGCCCCGACGGCGGCUCCGUCAGACUGCAGCAGAUCGGGAUUGAGCCUUCCCCGGCGCCGUUGUCGGAGCUGCCCCAGCACCGCGGCGGCGUGCAGAAGACGGAGAGCGAGCCCACCCACGGCACGCCCGUCGACGCCGCCGUGCUGCUGCAGGACGCCAGGAGGAGCCUCCAGAACUCGAUGGCCAAGCUGGAGGAGGCCAAGGUGGGCGAGGAGAGCCGCCGCCGCGCCGCGCGGGACAUCAUCUCCUCCGCCAUACGGACAGGCAAGCCGCCGGUGCCGUACGGGCGCUCGUCGUCGGCCGGCGUGGCGGCGCUGGGCGGGCUAGCGUCGCCCGGCGCGCCCGGCUCGCCCGGCUCGCUGAGCACGCCCGGCACACCCGGCACGCCCGGCGCGCGCGUGUUCCGCACGGAGGCGCAGCACCGCGUCGAGGACCACCGCCCGAGGGGAGUGUCGGUGGAGCGCAUCAUCCCCAUCGCCGUGGCAGAGGAGGCCCCGCAGCCCGCCCCCGCCCCCGCCUCCGCCCCCGCGCCCGCGCCCGCGCCCGCGCCCGCGCCCGCCGUCAGCAGGCAAACUAGUCACCAACCGCUACGACGAUUAACGUCAAACGAAUCGACGGGCAGCGCGGCCGAGUCCGUGUCGAGCGGCGGCGAACCCAUCAAGAAGAGCGCGAGGGAGUUCAUCAUACCUAUAGCAGUGGAGGGCAAGGGCUACGUCACACCGAGGCAGCGCAGCACCGAGCCCGAGAUGACGCGCAAGCCGCGCAAGCCGAGACGCAUCAGCAGCCUCGUGAGCGGCGGGGAGUCCGAGGAAGAGGACGACACCCACAUGCAUCGCUUGAGGUCGACGCGCGCGGCGCGCGCCGAGUCGGUGAGCUCGGGCGAGGAGGACGAGGAGGACGAGGGCUUCCACCUCCUCACGGCCGAGAACCUCUUCUCCACGCUGCUGCACAGGGUACGCGCGCUGACCAACCGGCUGAACGGCGAGGAGGGCCCCGGCUUCCAGCGCCCGCACUCGCUGUUCAACAACCUGGCGCACGACAACUUCUUCAACAGCCCCCACUUACCCAGGAGAAACUUGCUACGCGAGGGCUGGGGCUCGCGCGACCUGCACGCGGACUUCGAGUCGAUGUUCAGCAAGCCGCGCCCGCCGCCGCGAGGUAAUAGUAAGAAAACGGGUAAACCGGGAAGCGAGAAUAGUCAAGACGAGGCGCUGGACCUGUCGGACCUGGACCUGAGCGGCAUGCGGCUGAGCGGGCGCGAGCUGCGCGCGCUGUCCGGCCUCACGCCCGCGCUGUCCCGCCGCCUGCAGCGCCAGCUGCUCGCCCAGCUGCCGCCCGCCGCCGCGCAGCAGCUGCGCCGCACGCUCUCGCUCUCCGCCCCCGCCGUCUCCGCCGCCCCGCCCGCCCGCAGCUCCUCCGCCGCCUGCUCCACGCUGCCGCGCCCGCGCCGGCCCGAGGCCGAGCCGGACCCGGCGUCGACACCGACGUCACCGACCACGGAACGAACCCCGCCCAGCACGCGGCCCGCCGCGGACCGGCCGCUGCUCAGCAAGUAUCUGACUCCGGAGCGCGCUCUGUCGCUGGACGAGUCGUCGGACGGCGGCUCCGCGCCGUCGGAGCCGGUGGCGCGGCGGCACUCCGUGCGGCUGACGCCGGACCGCCCCCGGAAACGGGUCUCGCGCUUCCUCCGCCCCGACUUCUUCGACGCGCCGCCCGACGAGAGCGUGUACGCGCGGCAGAAGCGCGAGAAAGAGAUGGAGACGCAAAAGAUAUUAAGGGAAAUUCGACAGAAAAAGAGCAGGGCGCUCGAGUCGGGCGUCCGGAGCCCCGAGUGCGGCGCCGCGUCGCCCGGGUGCCGCGAGGAGCCCGUGCUGGCGCGCAAGUGCGUGUCCCCCGGCAUCCUGCUGGCCAAGGAGCGCAGCCGCUCCAACACCCCGUUCUUCCCCAUACUGGACAACAUCAAAGAAGCCGCCCCGGACACCCACAAGCUUCCCGAGCUUCCGCCCGAAACCGACAGAAAGACUUACGUUGAUAGUAUUUUAGAUAACAAAUUGACUAGGCCGAAAAGUUUUCCUGUAAAAAAUUUUGAUCAGUUCGAUGAUCAAAGCCGCAGCGCGCCGACGACGGAUGCGAAAGACAAAGAGGAAAGCAAAGAGAAAACCCUGCCUAGGGAGUCUAAACUUAUACGUCCGAAAAGCUACCCCACUAGCAGCCCGUCGCCUGAGAAAGUGUACAUGAAUCGCGCCGUCAACAAGGACGAAACCAUAAACGACACUAGUGAUCCGGUGAAGGAGAAAACGCCUCCGCCGCCUCUCAAUAGUAAAAACGAUGUCGAAGUCAGUUUCAGUAUUAGUUUACCCAGGAAAGCGAAACCCGCUGCACCCGUGAAGACGGAUAACUCUAACGAAACCCCUCAAAAAGAACAGACGCCAGACUCCAAAGAUAGUCCGAGCACAAACCUAGUUUUGAAAAAGUUCGUAGUAGUGAAUAACGAAAGUUCUAGUGAGAAAACGGAUAGUAAAAAUCAUAAAAUUGAAAAUGGUGUAGCGAACGGCAAUUUGAACGGCAGCGCCGUUAAAGUCGAGCCAAAAACUGACGUGAAACCGAAAGUAGUCAACAGUGCAUCUAAAAAAGAAAUCACGCAGAAAUCUUCAGAAACCGAAGGAAAUGAAAAGAAAGGAACUAUUAAAAAGAAAAUAAUUAAGAAAGUUUCGUCCAAAUCAAAGACUGACGUGAGUAGCGCGGACUCGAAAGACAAAUCCGCCGCCGAAAAGAAGAAAGUCACGAAGAAAGUGAAAGAGAAGGAUUCCGAAAACGGCGCCAAGCCGACCGUCCCAAAAAAGAAAUCGGUUUUGCAGUCGAUAGGGCAUAAGUUAGAAAAGUUUACGUCAUCCAAGUCGAACUCCCCCGAGAAAGUGUGCGAGAGCAAAACUAUUAGCGAGGCUAAGAAAGAUACGUCGAAAGUGAGCCGCGCGCAGCGGGAGCAGUCGGAGCCGGCCGCCGCCCAGUCGGCCGCCGCCCAGCCGCCCACCGAGGCCGGCCUCAUCCAGCGCGCCGUCACGCUCGCCGACGUGGCCGCGCUGCAGCCGCCGCCCGGCAAGACCGCCGUCUCCAAGGUCCUGGGCCUCUUCAAGAAGUUCGAACCCAAAGAGAAACUAGUAAAGCCGCUAGAGAAAACUCCAAAUUCAGAGGAGCCGACCGAAGACAUCAUUCCCGAGAGUGACCCGGUAGAAGAAUCUACCGACGACAAACCCAAACGACCCACGUCGUUGCUGCUCAACGGUCUGGGUCGAAAGAAUUACGGGAAAACCGGCAGCGACAGCGUUUCCGUGACGAACGAAAACAACGAACAGUCGGUACUUAAGAAAGAUGUCGAAUCUAAAAAUAAAAAUAGUUUAAAACUGGAUUUCUCCAGGUUGCCAAGAGUUAAAAAAAUAGUUCCUACCGACCCUGUGAUAGAACCGCAAAUUGUGAGCGUUUCUCCCGUAGGUAAAGAGACUGAUAAGGAGGUAGAGAGGAACGGGACGGGCGAGCGCGACGCCCGCAGCCGCUCCGCCGCGUCCGGCUCGGAGCCGGCGCCCGAGCCCGCGCACCCGCUGCGCAACCACGAGCCCACCACGCCCGAGCGGGAGGACAUCGUCGACAGAAUACGAAGGAAGAGCUUCUACUCGAGGUUCAACGAAAAGAAACAACGAAGGAAAAGUAAUCUAGUCGGCCCGGGCGCCACCGAGUACGACCCCAUCGCCGUGCUGCACGGCGCCGAGCGCUCCGACCCGGGCUCGCCCGGCAGCCUCGACCUGUCCCCGGGCUACUCCGCCGCCUCCGAUCUCUCCCCCUCCGCCGAGCGCUACCGAUCUCUCUUGACCGAUACGCCCGUUAGCACUAGGAAUAACUUAAGAUUUGAUAAUUACGGACUGAACGAUAAGAUAGACACGUAUCGAUCUCUCGAUAGGAACGAGUUCCGGAAGUAUCCCACGCGAAGCUACCUAGAUUACGAGCAGGGGUCGUACGGCACGCUGGGCCACCGCUACGGGCGCACCAGGUCGCUGCUGGACGGCGAGGAGGCGGCGCGCGAGCCGCUGCGCUGCGGCCGCACGCUGUCCAUGUACUCGCCCGGCAACUACGCCACCUACCGCCCCAAGACCACCAGGAACUCCGCCAUCAUCCUCAAGGAGACCGACAAGGAACCCAGCCCCGAAAACAUUCUAGAAAGAAUUAGACAACGGAAAAAUUAUUCGAUUAGCGUCACUCGCAAACCGGACCCCGAAAAGGACCCCUCCCCAAGAUCCGCUGUCCCACCUCAAGGCGAAGGCGACGGUGCAGAACGCGCUGCGGAAGCUCGCUGAGCGGAACUACUAGCGGCGCCGGCACCGGCGUGCUCGAGCACUGCGCAACUACUCCCGCGCCGACGUGCUCGAGCACUGCUCAACUACUCUCGCGCCGGCGUGCUCGAGCACUGCGCAACUACUCCCGCGCCGACGUGCUCGAGCACUGCGCAACUACUCCCGCGCCGACGUGCUCGAGCACUGCUCAACUACUCCCGCACCGGCGUGCUCGAGCACUGCUCAACUACUCCUGCGUCGGCUGCUGCCUCAUCGAUCUUGCACGGAAUCUCUGGAUGCCCCUUUUCGUUGCCCCUAAGAAAAUUACUUUCAAUAUCUCGAGGUACUUUUGUAUUUGAGACCGUCACGAUUCUUGCCAAUGACUACACUAUGAAGGAUUUGCACGAGUAAAGUAUAGCUAAUUUAGAAUCUCAGGUGACCGUUUGUAGGAGACUGUCGAUUGUGGCAAGGGGCUAGUAUAUUAGUUAGCUGUAUGUCCUAAGUGUGAAUAAACAAAUAUAGAACUUGAAUUCUAAUAUUACCAAUUUUUUUUGGAUAUCAGAUUGAUGCUACGUAUUCAGGAUUUGCUAUACAAGCUUCCAGACUGUGAAUAAACGACGUAAUAUUUUGCCAACAUAGACUUGGUUGAUAUUUAUUGUAAAUCGAUUAUGUGCCUUUGUACUAUAACAAAAUGACUGGAUUUGAUGUAGUCAGUUUUAUUCAAAGAGAUUUAAAUGACACGUUUAUAGUGUGUGUUUGCACAAAAUAUGUUUAUUCAAUAUUGUAUAUUAAUUUUAAUUAAAUACAUCCAUUUACAUUUUACAGACCCUAAGUCAGUUUAAGUUUAAAUGUUAUAAAAUAGUCAUGACGAUUGCUAAGUCACGCUCUUAAAGUAUAAUCGAAUAGAAUGGUGCUUAGUUGAGGUUUUGUUAGAAAUAACUUGUAUUAUAGAGGUUUGAUGAGAUCACUUACACCAGCCGUCUUAGCGUAAGUUUUCAGUUUUAUAGUUAGCGGGCGGGUCGUGCCGCCGCGGCGCUUUGUAAGCAAUCAUUUUAGACGAUCCAUUUUCAUAUUUUUUACUUUAUUGAUCCUAUUUAUUAAUUUUCAUAGUAUUGAUGAAUUUAUUUAUUGGUGUGUGGUGAUUUUUAAUAUUUUCCUGUUACUCAUAGUCGCCGUAUUGGUGAAACAGAAACUGUGAUUGUUAAGAUGAAUAUUAAAAUUACUAUCACACUCGUUUUGUAUUCAAUGUGAAUAAACUAUAUAGUUGAAAA
Messenger RNA from Cydia pomonella (codling moth), 7552 nucleotides. RefSeq lists its product as uncharacterized. Gene Ontology annotation, biological process: protein phosphorylation; microtubule cytoskeleton organization; intracellular signal transduction. NCBI's taxonomy places the organism in Eukaryota, Metazoa, Arthropoda, Insecta, Lepidoptera, Tortricidae. The transcript is spliced from 27 exons. The record is from RefSeq and is a predicted model, not a curated record. Gene Ontology annotation, molecular function: ATP binding; protein serine/threonine kinase activity; tau-protein kinase activity. Gene Ontology annotation, cellular component: cytoplasm. The coding region runs from base 252 to 6305 and encodes 2017 amino acids.